Molecule: messenger RNA, 2469 nt
Organism: Symbiodinium sp. CCMP2456
Lineage: Eukaryota; Dinophyceae; Suessiales; Symbiodiniaceae
Source: the annotation of a GenBank genome assembly
AUGUUUGACUGCUUGACAGGCAAAGACGCUCCUCGAGUUCUAUAUGAGGAGAUAAAGCAGAAGUUUGGUUACACCGGCGUGGUGAACCACAAGCAGGUUGGUGUUCGGAGCUUGUACGACAUCCUCCGUGGGGUGCAGAACAAGAAGGAUUUGGAAACGGCUUUGCAGACCGUCAACCUGUUUUACAACUUCGGCGUGAAGUUGAAACAUCGGGAGAUGUCGACCAGGCUUUUGGCAGCUUCAAUGCGAGCUCCGGCCGAGUCAGAAGCUCUGGAAUUGAUUCGGUUGUAUGGCACCUGGUUGGAACACCCACCAGAUGCCUCGAUUCUCUAUGCUGUCAUGUCUCAUUUCUUGGACGAUGGCAAACCCCUGGUUGUCAGGGACAUUGCAAAGCAGUUGCGGGAGGACUGGCGCUUCUUGUUGGAGGCGCCACUAUACAACUUGGCCAUCGAAGCCAUGCUGUCGCUUCCGCAUGAUCAGGAUGGCUUGCUGGAGGCUCUGGUUUUAUUUCAGGAUGCAUUGCAGAUGGGUGUGAGGUUACCGCAAAAGAUCCAACUGCAAUUGCUCAACAAAUGUCUUCUGGCCGUCGAGCAUGAGCACGAGGUAUCCGGCACGAAGCUCGAAUCAGCGUUGACUGUUGCAGAGUCUCUUUCCAGAGAUGGGUAUGUGCGAGCAGGUGGCUCGGAGGUGUCGUGCUCGAUUGCAUGGCUCCUGUGGCACAUGAAGGACUUGGAGCCCGGAGCCGUUUCCUCGAUCCUAGACGGUUGGUUCGUGGCCAUGCCUCAGCCGCCGACGAGCCCGUGUAAAGAUUCGGGAUAUUGGAUUUCUUUCUGUUGUGCAUGGAACGAGGUGUUGGCACGAAGGCCGCUGGCAAUGGUUGUGUUCUUCAAUGCCACCGGCACGAUGACAUGGUUGACUGCCUUGACCCUUCUGUCGUCGAGUGCCGAGAUUCAAAGAGUUCUGGCAGCUCCUGACUAUGCUGUGGGAUGGCUCACUAUGCGCUCCACAUUCAAAUUACGGCAGCCGUUGAAUUUUGCAUUGGCAGCCGCGGCGUCCAAACAGAUGCCCAGUCUGUCUUUGCUUAAGGUGUCGCCACUGUUGACUGCAGUGGCUGCUGAUCCGGAUUCGAGAAAGUCGAUGGCGUCUGUGUGCGCAGCAGUCUUCAGAUGGCACUGGCUAGGAGUCCGCGGACGUGCCAUGCUUCGAAGGUUUCUGGCAGGUGGUGGGCGGUUGCUCCGACUGGCAGAAGGCCCUCUGGACCAAUGCGGGUUUGCAUACUUCCUCAGUGCGAAGUUUACGAAUGUUUGCACCGUCGCCCUGGCAACCGUGGCAUCAAUGCAGUAUGCAGACCUGCAAAGUCGACUAGCGGCCUGGGGCGUCUCUGGUGACCUGCAGGAGGAGGCCGGACUGUUGGCAUGCGCAAGCUUCCUGAACGUUACCUUCGUGCCUCUCCACUUCUACGGUGCCGUUCACUUGGUUCGAUUCCUUGAGGGUGUUGCCGGAGACACGUGGAAGCAGGUCCAAAUGGAACAACGACUGAACGAUUGCAACGCAAUUGCAUCCCCAGAGGACUCGUCGGAGAUGAACGAGGAGGAAUUCACGAAGAAUCUCAUCAUUUUAGCUGCUUGUGGCGCAGCUCUGACGGAUGCGGCAGUCUGUCUUUACUUCAUGAGACGGCUGGCCAAAUCGCCAGCCACAUGCCUCUCCGACUCGCUCGGCCAGCUCUUUCCUAUGCAGACCGGCGAGGAAGAUGCCGAGGCCUCCCCAGAGACCUUCCUGAUGGCCCGGAUAGGCACCUUCCACUCAUGCUUCCCAGCCCCGUUCGGCUGUCCUCGGCAGGGUCUUGCUGCGCCAUCAUCUCGUGGGCAAAUCAAGCUGGCAGACUGGUUGACAGCUUCAGGGGGAGGUGGACAAUACCUUGAGGGUUUGGAGGCGUUCUCGCAUGUUUGGGUCAUUUUCCUCUUUGACCAGAACAAGCAUAGCAAAACGUCCUUUGACCCUGCCUGCUCGUUCUUGAAGCCAACUGUCCGACCACCAUGGUUGGCAGGGGACGAUGGUCGCCGAGCGAAGCGAGGUGUCUUUGCAACCCGAUCUCCACACCGUCCAAAUCCCGUUGGACUGACCCUGUGUCGGUUGGACUGUAUUGACCAGGUCAAUAGUACAAUCUACAUCAGUGGUGUUGAUGUGGUCGACCGAUCAGCAGUGCUGGACAUUAAGCCGUACCAUCCUGUUGAAUCGUUCGGCCCCGGCCGCGACCUGCAAUCCAUGGCAAAAGUGGAGAGAGAGGCGAUCCAUUUUGCAGACUGGCUACCAAAACCGCAGCCAUGCAUCGACAUUGUAUGGAGCGAUGCUGCACUCACAGAGCUGCAAGAAUUACAGGAGCACUGCAGGUUCUAUCCCGAUGACCGUGACCAUCGUUCGAACCUGGAGAUUCCUUCUUUGACUUCUUCGGAGCAAGUGGCUUACUAG